Molecule: messenger RNA, 4172 nt
Organism: Odocoileus virginianus texanus
Lineage: Eukaryota; Metazoa; Chordata; Mammalia; Artiodactyla; Cervidae
Source: RefSeq, a predicted model, not a curated record
GGUGCAAAGACACAGCAAGCGGACUCUUUCCCAUUGACACUGCUAAGACGCCGCCAUCCCUACAUAUUCCUACACGUGGCUCCCGACCCCCUGUGCGGUCGCCAGGGAGCUCUGGAGAGAGCAGCGCCCCGGGGACAGCACGCUCAGCUCCCAGCUCGGCCCACUAGGGGCCCCUGACAAGCCAGCUUCUGGGAGGGGCGGGGAAGAGAGAGGGCGUUUUCUGCCCGGAUUCCAGUGGGAAAACGAGGAAAUGAGGAGGCGGUUGCGCAACCUGGGCUUGGGGUGCGGCUCCGGGAACAAAGAGCGCGAACAGCCGAGGCUCUGCAAAUGCACUCAAAUCAACACCGGGGCUGAGCCCUACUGCAUAAAGACACGCAGGUUUCUCGAAGCCAAUCCAGCGCUACAGGAUCACAAGUGCUAUCUCGCAGCACCCAGGACUCUGCAUUGUAAACAAACGCCCGGGCUGCUCGAACCCAGGGACAUUUGAAAACUAUCGCUUCUCAUCGGUAUUAGCUCUGCCUCAAGCGAACGCCCUAAUCCGGAGCGUUAGCGGCGGCUGCGGCCGGCUCGCUCCUCAACCGAGCUUGGUCCUUUCCUUUGGUCCCGCCCCACUGCUCAGCGCGGAUAGGUGGCGGGGAGCAAUUCUGGCGCUGAUUGGGCAGCGGCAAAGUCGCUCAUGGAGACUGCUUUGGUUACUCCCCUUCCACCCUAUCCCUUAAUUUUAUUUUUUUGAAGAGUCUGCAUUUCAAGCUUCCAAGGUGGAGAGUGAUUGCAGAAGAGAGUGCUCCUCAUUUCAGGUAUCUUUACCCUCUAGCUGUUAAUAGGAAAACCCUUUUGAUUCAGGAUCUAAUAAAAGAAUCCAAAGAUUACUCUGUAGCCAAAUCAUGAAGUUUAAAUCAAAAGUAACUACAUUUGGAUAGAUACUAAAGUUGAAUGCCUUUAACCUUAUAAAGCUAGUAUUCUUCAGAAGUCCUAAAAUUUGCAUUACCAUUCCAUUUUAUGAUGCUUUUUAAAAAGUAUUGUGUGAGGAAUAAAUCUAUUAAAAUGAGAGUUUAUGUUUUCUUUAGGUCCUUGUUAAGCCUUCACCUAAAGAAUAAUGGGAUGCUGAGUACUUAGUAAAAUAUAUGUAUUACUUUGAAUGAGUCUAAUUUGGGAUAAUAUAAAUAUUUAUGUAAUUUUAAGUCCAAAGAAAUAGUAGCUAAUUUUUGGAUUACACUUUAUUUUUCAGUGUUAACACACAAUAUUUAGAUAUAACAGAAUUCUAUAUCUUGCAAAACUUUGAACUGUUUGUGUGUUUUUGAAGUAGCUCGUCAGAAUAGUUGUGAGCCCUAAAAGAAGCCUUAAGAUGUGUAACAAUGUCAACAAUGAGUGUAUCUAAUGGCAGUAGGCAUCAGAAAGCCAAGAGAUUCCAAGAUACUGUGUACAGUGAAAGGGUAUACAGUGGGUGAAUUAUGGCCCCAUGCUGCCUGUUUUUGGAAAUAGAGAUUUAUUGGAACACAGCUGUGCCCUUCUAAUGUAUUGUCUAUGGCUGUUCCCAUUCUCCAACUACAGAGUUGAGUAGUUGUAAUAGAGACCAUAUGGCCCAAUAGGUAAAAAACAUUUAUCAUAUGGUACUUUAUGGGAAAAAUUGGCCAACCCUGCCAUGGGACCUCAAGAUCCCUUCCUUAAAAAUACACUUAUCAGCUCUUUAUUAUUUCUUGGUCCAAUGGUUCCCAAACUAUGUUUUAUAGAGUAUUAAUGUUAUCUAAGUUAAUGAGCAUUGUGAGAAAAAGAUAAAUGCUAACAAUAUUUUUCUUUAUAAUUUAUUUUAAAAUGUAAGUUUAAGACUACUAAACUCAUUUCUAUAGCUUUUAUUUUUAUGUGAUAAUCUACCUUUAAGAAAAGGUGUGCCAUACCCGAGAGCACCAGGAAGUCGAAUGAGAGAUCACCUGAUACACGAACGUGUGAUGUUCCAUCUGCGCAUUGAUGCAUAGGCAGCAUUUACAAAUUAACUGAUGUGUUGCUAUAUAUCAUCUCUUUGAUGAUUGCUCAUCUUCUAUGUAUCUUGUCUUAUAAUGUCAACACAUUUGUGAUACUCAAUGUUUAUGCUAAAUUAACCAUGUUUUGUACCACAAAUUCAUUGCCUAUGGAUCUGUUGCUGAAACAAGGAAGUCUUAAACAAGAAGUAGAAUCUUUUUGUUAUCAAAUUGUGUCUGAAUCACAUGAUCAAAAGGUUGGAAUAUUACAAAGUGAAGAUGAGCAGUUGCAGCCUUCAGUUUCUAAAAAUUCAGAAGGUGAGCUUUCCAGGGUUAAAUUUAUGUCCAAUUCCAACAAAAUAACUACUUUUAGUAAGAAACCAAAAAGAAGAAAAUAUGAUGAAAGUUAUUUGUCUUUUGGAUUUACUUACUUUGGAAAUAGAGAUGCACCUCAUGCUCAGUGUGUAUUAUGUAAGAAAAUUUUAUCAAAUAGCUCUUUGGCCCCUAGUAAGCUUCGAAGACAUUUGGAAACUAAACAUGCUGCAUAUAAAGACAAAGACAUAAGUUUUUUCAAACAGCAUCUUGAUUCACCUGAAAAUAAUAAACCCCCAACACCUAAAAUUGUCAAUACAGAUAAUGAAAGUGCUACAGAAGCAUCAUACAAUGUAAGUUACCAUAUAGCCCUGAGUGGAGAGGCUCAUACUAUUGGAGAAUUGCUUAUCAAGCCUUGUGCAAAAGAUGUCGUGAUGCGGAUGUUUGACGAACAGUAUAGUAAAAAAAUAGAUGCAGUACAACUAUCAAACAGUACCGUUGCUCGUCGAAUUAAGGAUCUAGCUGCUGACAUUGAAGAGGAACUUGUUUGUAGACUGAAAAUUUGUGAUGGGUUUUCACUGCAACUAGAUGAAUCAGCUGAUGUUUCAGGACUUGCCGUGCUGCUUGUGUUUGUUCGUUACAGGUUUAAUAAGUCUAUUGAGGAAGACCUACUCUUAUGUGAAUCUUUGCAAAGUAAUGCCACUGGUGAAGAAAUUUUCAACUGCAUCAAUAGUUUUAUGCAGAAACAUGAAAUUGAAUGGGAAAAAUGUGUUGAUGUUUGUAGUGAUGCUUCUAGGGCAAUGGAUGGGAAAAUUGCUGAGGCUGUCACCUUGAUAAAAUAUGUGGCUCCCGAAAGCACCAGUAGUCACUGCCUAUUAUAUAGACAUGCACUAGCAGUUAAAACAAUGCCUACGUCUCUGAAAAAUGUGCUAGAUCAGGCAGUACAAAUCAUCAAUUAUAUUAAAGCUCGACCACAUCAAUCCAGACUACUAAAAAUUUUAUGUGAAGAAAUGGGUGCCCAGCAUACAGCACUUCUUCUAAAUACAGAGGUAAGGUGGCUUUCCCGAGGUAAAGUUCUUGUGAGACUUUUUGAGCUUCGUCGUGAACUGUUGGUUUUCAUGGAUUCUGCUUUUCGACUGUCUGAUUGUUUAACGAAUUCAUCUUGGCUGCUAAGACUUGCAUAUCUUGCAGAUAUUUUUACUAAAUUAAAUGAGGUUAAUCUGUCAAUGCAAGGAAAAAAUGUGACAGUUUUUACAGUAUUUGAUAAAAUGUCAUCAUUGUUAAGAAAAUUGGAAUUUUGGGCCUCAUCUGUCGAAGAAGAAAACUUUGAUUGUUUCCCUACACUCAGUGACUUUUUGACUGAAAUUAAUUCUACAGUUGAUAAAGAUAUUUGCAGUGCCAUUGUGCAGCACCUAAGGGGUUUGCGUUCUACUUUGUUGAAAUAUUUUCCUGUAACAAACGACAGUCAUGCUUGGGUUAGAAAUCCAUUUACAGUAACUGUUAAACCAGCCUCUUUAGUGGCACGGGACUAUGAGAGCCUGAUUGAUUUAACAUCUGAUUCUCAAGUGAAACAAAAUUUCAGUGAACUUUCACUAAAUGGUUUUUGGAGUAGCCUAAUUCAGGAGUACCCAAGUGUUGCACGCCGUGCAGUUCGCGUACUUCUUCCUUUUGCUACAAUGCACCUGUGUGAGACAGGCUUUUCAUAUUAUGCUGCCACAAAAACAAAAUACAGGAAAAGACUGGAUGCUGCACCUCAUAUGCGGAUCCGACUUAGCAACAUUACACCUAAUAUUAAGCGAAUAUGUGAUAAAAAGACACAAAAACACUGUUCUCAUUAAAGUUGGAGGGUUAUGCAUGCCUCUGGAUAGCCAAAUAUAAGGUGAAAAUAAAAGAUGAUUUACUUCA